UUUGGGAGGCUGAUUCAAAAUGGAGUAGACACCGACGGCACGAACUCAACUGCACCAGGUUCGGCGGCUCCGUUUUCAUCUUCACGCCGUGUUCACUUCGACUCCCCAGGAAACAGGCGACCUCGGCACAAUGUCCGAGGAGAAGAGCUCCGGCUCUCUGGGUUUCUUUUCGAGCUACGACGAUCUGAGCGACAGCAGCGACUCGGAAGACGAGCGGGCAGGUCGGAGGACGAAGGCGGGGACAGACGCGCCGGGAGGCGACGCCGGCUCGUCGCAGCACGGCAGCCGGGGGGCGGCCGCUGGAGCUCCUCUGCCCAGACCCGACGAGCUGUUCAGGUCCGUGUCCAAGCCCGCGUUCCUCUACAACCCGCUGAACAAGCAGAUAGACUGGGAGAGUCUGACCGUCAAAGCUCCGGAGGAGCCCGUCAGAGAGUUCAAGCCGUGGAAGACGAACGCCGUGCCCCCUCCGGAGAGCUACACCGCGGAGCCGGAGAGGAAGAAGGGCCCUCCCCCGGGCAUGGACAUGGCCAUAAAGUGGUCCAAUGUGUACGAGGACAACGGGGAAGACGCGCCGCAGCCUCACACCGGCAACGCCCAGUUCCUGCCCGCAGAGGAGCAACCGUCAGACUCAGAUGAGGAAUCGGAGAAAACGUCGCCCUCUGCCAAGAGGUGUCGGGUGGAGACCUUCCAGCAGAAGGAGAAGAGGAAGAGGGACAUGGGACAAGCCACCUCUGACAAGAACUUCGUCGAGGAAGAGAAGAGGAUCCUCAGGCAAAAGAUCGAUUGAGGCCCCCGAGCUGCCUGCGACAAGGCGUAGUAGUAUUCUAAUUUAAACAUUUUUAUUUCUGCAGAGAACUUUCACCAACGUUAGCAAAAGUGGUCACGUCGGUAGCCGCCCUUUUACUACCCACGGUAUAUGUUGACUUGUUGUAAUUUGCAAUAUUAUAGUCUUUGUUCUGUGUUCAAAUGACUUGUCUGACCGUUUUGAAAGAAAAGCUUUAUAUCAGUGGGGUUCGGUAUAUAGUGCAGUCUCACUGCAAACAUUUCAACCUAAGAACUUGGAUUUUUGACAAAUCCCUGUUAACUUCUUGUCCAAAUUUAAAGCCAUCGUUUACUCACCAGCUGUCUUCCAGAGACACGGAGCUGAGGGACGUCACUAGUCACAGCUUUACGCCGUUGCUCUUGUCCCAGGAUCCCUGGGGAAAAUCAAAGGAAGGCGAAACUAAAAAAGUAAAACAUGUCAGUUUUCCUAUGAAUGAGGGCUUUAGCCUGCUGUGAUACAUCAAACAUUAAUCCUGGGGCGUUUUCUCUAUUUAAUUUAAUUACUUUAAAAAAAAAAAAACAAUGACAUCUUGCUGCGGUGGUUUAGCUGAUCCGUGUUUGUGGUUAGUCAUGUAUUCUGCUAAAUAUCUAUCCACCGCUGAACUGUGACUGCUUGUGUUGUGUUAAAUACAGAAACUUUUUUUUUCAAAAGACUGUAAAUAUGUUGAAAUUAUCCCUUUUUUUUCACCCCUGACAUGUUGACUCCUGACAGUAGGUAAAGCAGAGUUGUUGCUAAUUAUAUUAAUAAUUGGUUAUGUUGUUUUCAAGUGUCCGAGUCAUUACAUGACAGUGUGACAGUUAGUCUGCAUUUAUAAUACCAGGACCCCUGAAACCAAAGCAGCUAAAUGUUAUUCAACCAUUAUUUAUAGUUUUAGUUAUUCCUACUGUGACGUGUCAAAAUGUCUUCAGUGAAAAAAACAAUGAUGGGCACUAGGUGGCGCCCUUCAGCUACACUAGAAUCCACUCCCUUCAUGUUAAUAAUGUCGAAGUCUGCUGCACUUUGUUCAAAUGUUUAAAUCACAACCAGGGUCUGAGAUUCUGAGGAACGGGAGUGUUGAUCUUCGAUUUGGAAAUUUGUCUCAUCUCAAUUCUCUUGAGAUACUCUGUUCAUACAGACUUGUUCAUUCAGUCUCAUGUACCUUGUCUUACAAAACUCCUCGGAUCUGCUCACAAAAAUAAAAUCAGCUCCAUGUGUAUUUACUAUUAGGAUCAUUGUACCAUUUUACGUUUCUGUAAUUUGAAUAUUGAUCAUUUUUGUAGUUUUGUUUUCAUCGAGAUAUUGUCCGUCAAAAACCACUAUAGGCAAUAAAAGAUAUUUUACUGGA
Molecule: messenger RNA, 2147 nt
Organism: Scophthalmus maximus (turbot)
Lineage: Eukaryota; Metazoa; Chordata; Actinopteri; Pleuronectiformes; Scophthalmidae
Gene: c13h1orf52
Product: chromosome 13 C1orf52 homolog
Exons: 3
Coding region: 131-787 (218 amino acids)
Source: RefSeq, a predicted model, not a curated record